AUGGCACGCAUCGGCCAGUGUUACCCACGCCAGCACCACUACCCCAACAACGCCGAGGAAGUCGUGGCGCUAGUGAAGCGGCUGAAGCAGGCAGGGCAGAAGUGCCGCAUUGCCGGCGCUGGCAAGAGCCCCAACGUGUCGACGUUUACCGACGCCCACCUUAUCCACAUGGACCGCCUCAAUCGCAUUGUCUCUGUUGACGUGGAGGCACAGCAGAUUGAGUGCGAGGGUGGCGUGCUGCUCCGCGAUGUGUUCGAGCGGCUGAGUGCUCACGGGCUCAUGCUGCGGUGUGUGCCGUCGUAUGUGCUCACAACCGUCGCUGGAGCCAUCGGCACCGCCACACACGGCAGCGGCACGCAUACAAAGUCCCUCUCCGAUUACGUUGUGCGGCUUCUACUGGUGGACGGAAACGGUGAGCUGCGCACGUUUGACGCGUCAACACCGAAGGAGCUGUCGCUUGCGGCGUGCCACCUUGGCAUGCUCGGCGUCGUUGUGCGGGUGACGCUACAGGCGGAGAAAAAAAGCAUGUGGCGUGUGCGCAGCUCCCCUGUUCCACUCCAAACGCUCAUCCACAAUAACACCAUCGCGCAGCGUGUGGCUGAAUCGGAGUUCUACCGUUUCUUUUGGGUCCCCAAUACGGACUUCUGCUACGAGUCUAUUGGCGCAUGCGUGAAAGAAGUUGAGAGUGCACAAUCAGAUGCGGUGAGCACAUCACCCUCUACCGUAUCCGAGGUGAAGCCAUCACAAGUGCUGUCAGGUGGACUGCCGGCGAUGCGGCGCCAACGCGACGGCGAGGCAAGCGACUACCAAACGUGGCAGGAGGAGCAGCAGCACCCAUACACACGGCUGUGCCGGGCUGCGAAGGGGAACUGGUUGCGGCACGGCGUGGUGGAGUCGGCACUCGCGGUUGCAACUAUUUACCCACAGUUGCAGCCGUACAUCAACCGCGCCUACCGCCGACUGUUCUACGCCGCACCUGAGGUGCAGUACGGCACUCCUCUUGAGUGCUUCACCUUCGACUGCCUCUUCAAGCAGUGGGCCUGUGAGUGGGCGAUUGACGCCAGCAAAACUGAAACGGCAUUUAAGCUUCUCCGCCAUCUUAUUACGUCGGAGAAGCUGAGUGUUCACUUCCCUGUCGAGUUCCGUUUCACGGAUGCGGAUAAGACUGCUGUUUCCCCCGCGAACGGCCGCAAGACGUGCUGGAUCGGCAUUGUCAUGUACCGCCCGUACCUACGCCAUGCGCGUGACACGAUGCGGUACUACCAGGCAUUCAGUGACGCCAUGACGGCGAUGGGUGGGCGCCCGCACUGGGCGAAGUACUACACGUGGGGCCCAUCGCAGCUGAAGGCAGCGUACGGACAGAACUGGGAGGACUUUCUGCAGCUGCGCAAGACGCUGGACCCGAGGGAAAUGUUUGUGAACGGCUGGUGGAAGAGUCUGAGCGGCCAGGCCCCACUUUUGAAUAGUACCAUUAGUCACCUGUAG
This is a messenger RNA of Trypanosoma grayi, 1485 nucleotides long. Its product is annotated as putative L-gulonolactone oxidase. The coding region runs from base 1 to 1485 and encodes 494 amino acids. The transcript has a single exon. Gene Ontology annotation, cellular component: membrane. Gene Ontology annotation, molecular function: FAD binding; D-arabinono-1,4-lactone oxidase activity. NCBI's taxonomy places the organism in Eukaryota, Euglenozoa, Kinetoplastea, Trypanosomatida, Trypanosomatidae. The record is from RefSeq and is a predicted model, not a curated record.